AUGUAAAAAAAAUCGGAAUACUUGAUGUCAAUAUGCAUUCCUUUUAGACUCAAUAUACACAUUUCCUAAAAUUUACAGUAAUUAAGUAAAUAAUAAAAAUGGAAAAACUUACUUGCUAUCAGGAAUACAAUAAUUGGUUACUCUGAAAUUUUGCCAUGGAUGUAUGAUGGCUUCAACAAUUAAAUUACUGCCGAGGUAUAUAUGUCCCGUUGUAACACGUCAAUUUUCGUUGAAGCAAGCCAACUUUUGUAACUUCUUCAGAGUAGUACGUUGUACAUCAAAUGAAGCUUCUACCACACAAUCCCAAGGCUUAACGUGUUUUAACUCUAACAGCAAAAUCGAUUUUCGGCAAUUUGAUCCUCGGAGAAAUGACAGGGGCGACAAUUUAUUACAGCGUUCUAAAAAUUCUCUAAGUUUCCUAAAAGGCUUUCAAAAAUCAUUUACAUUCCGGAGAAAAGACGAAAAGCCAAAAAAUCAGAAGAGGCGAGUCCCUAAAUUAAUUUUAAUUCAAAAUCCUUUGACAUGGUUAAUGAUUAAGAUUGACUUCAGCGUGUUAAGGAAUAUAUGGGAUCCGUCUUUUGAAGAAAAGGAAUUUAAGUUUGGAACGAAGCAGGCUAUAUCGCGUAUAACGCAUGUGAUCAGCGCUGGUCAGUUCACCGAGUUAAACGGCUUAUUGACUAAACCUGCGCGUUUAAGUUUAAUGCGAGAGUUGGACCGCAACUGGGGAGAAAAGCAACGUUCCCUCCUAGCGCUAAAUCAUGAUGACAUACAGAUUUCUUCCCCACGAAAGGUUUAUUUCAUUCGAAUAGCUGAUAAGAAAUUUUGUGAUGUUGAUAUGGCGUUUUUGGCCCUAAAAUGGGCGCCUAUUAAUAGUAUUGAAGCCCUUAUAUUUACUGAGAUAUUUGCAAGAUUUCACCGAGAGUAUACGCCUCACUCUAUCCCAGAGUGGACUAUAGCUUAUUUCAAAGUAACACGCUUUGAAGUCUUGCGCCGAUGACAUACGUUGUCACGAAGUUAAGCUAUAUUCGACAAGCAUGAAAUUUUUAUGUCAGCACUGCAAAUGUUGAUUAAUAAGACAGUGACACUCAGCCUUUUUUGACAAUUGUAUAGUUAUAAUUGUUAUUUGACGCUGUACCAACGAGGACGUUUUUAUUGGAGUUUCGACGUCUUAAUGUGCCUUGGAAAUGUUGGUUGAACGUUGAUAUGAAUAAUAAAUAUAUCGGUUGCUUGUCGGUUAAAAAUUAAUUUACUGUAUUUGAAAGAGUCAGUCUCAGAAUUAUAUAAUUAUCUGGAAAA
Messenger RNA from Trichoplusia ni (cabbage looper), 1296 nucleotides. RefSeq names its product m-AAA protease-interacting protein 1, mitochondrial-like. Gene Ontology annotation, cellular component: mitochondrial inner membrane. NCBI's taxonomy places the organism in Eukaryota, Metazoa, Arthropoda, Insecta, Lepidoptera, Noctuidae. The record is from RefSeq and is a predicted model, not a curated record. Gene Ontology annotation, molecular function: ribosome binding. Bases 164 to 997 code for a protein of 277 amino acids. The transcript is spliced from 4 exons. Gene Ontology annotation, biological process: inner mitochondrial membrane organization; protein insertion into mitochondrial inner membrane from matrix.